AUUUGUUUACGAAUGUAAUUAAUCUACGAUCUCAGCACAGAAGUUAUUUGUUUAUUCUUGCUUGAAUUGAAACCACCAUGUAUGUUUUUCAGGGUACUAAUCUCAAAAGUUUUAAAACAACAACAUUUAAUCAGUAAUAUUAGUUGUGCAUGCCAGGUAAAAACAUAUACCAAUUUUCAACUUAAACCUGAUUUUUUUACCAAGAAUGUUGUGUUCUCUCCAUUUACCUAAACACUAUUUGUAAUCUUAAUUCGGAGUGAAUAGAACUAGAAAUUAAGCAUGACGUUAUUCAUUAUCCGCCAACGGUAAAAAUUCCACUUUUGCCGUCUGGCGUUUGUAAACGAAAAUCAGUAGCUUAGUCCUUGUCGUGAAAGUUUCAUUUUCUCCCUACUUUUCAGAGAGAGUUAAUGAAGAACUUAAUGACAAAGUAACGAAAUCGUCGUGAAACGUCGUGCUUGAUUCCCAAUAUCAGUCACUGUUGGCAAUGCGUGAAUUAAUAGGAAAAAGUCACGUGAUGUGAUAUAGAAAUGAUAAAUGUAACAAAAACCACAUUUAUACCACUUUCGUAUUAGUAACGACAGUGGUCCUAAAUUUUAGGUGGCCGAGCAAGGACCAUUUGACUAGGUAGUCCCGUGUCUUUAAAGCUAGCUAGGGUCCGGACCCACUACGUAAAAAGACUACCUUUCUUAUUGUAUAGAGGGGUGUCGUUCAAGACAAAACGAAAAUAAAAGGUGUUUCGCCUUUAAAAUACCAAGUGCGCGGCCCAAACCUGUGACUGCCACACCCAAAGUUAAUACCGUUUAAAUGUGGCUUAAAACGUAACGUACAACUUACCUGCAACAUAUAACAUAAACUGAACAUGAAGGUUAAAUUUCAGAACAAGUGAAACAAACAUUUCACUAGCUUGCCAUAUUUAGAAAUGUCAACAAAUAUACUAUUAGUGACUGACGUUUGAUCUUGAGCUGUGACCAAGGUGAUGGCGUUGUUGUAUAGGACGCCACGGAUGGAGCACGCAGCACCUAAAUGAUAAUCAUUCAGCCUAUAUAGCAAUAUAGAGGUAAUAGAAUGUCUUGAACGUCUAAUAUUCCGGAAUCUCUCAUUGUUCACCUCAGUGGAUAAUAUAGCAAAUAACAAAUGCACAAUUAGUGUAUAGUUAUGAAAACGAAUUAUCAGACCUGGCAAAAAAAGAUGGGUAAUUUGGUUGUGGGAAGGGGGCUUUAUUGCCAGUGGUUUACCUUGACAGGUUCAAAAGAUAUCAAGAGGACCCCAAGUGAAUGCGAACAAAUAGCUUGUGCCGGAGACCUAACUGCAAUUAUUCCUUGUGUGUUAUUUUCAGGGACGACACUCUCUCUGUGUAAUAGCAAUAUCAUCUGGGGGAGGAAAAAGGCCACCAUUUGCCAUACACAGUUACGCCAUAAGCCGGAAGUUAUAUGAAAGCGAGGCCUAAGGGCCCUCCAGUUGGCGCGAGUAAUUAUGGCGGAUGCUAUGUCAGAAAGUGUAAGAUCAAAUAGUGCUGAACAAAAGACCUCGCAUAAAUGUUUUGCCGCAGCACUAUGUACUAAUGGGUCGGAUAACAGAAAAGACCUCACGUUCCAGACAUUUCCGAAAGAUUCUCAACUUAGGAUGGAAUGGGCAGUGAAAAUGAAACGAUCUGACAGUAAGUUUAAAUCGAACACGUCUCUGUUUUGCUGCUCUGAACAUUUUGUUUCGACAGACUGCAAGCGCAGUUUAACUGGGAAAAGGAAAGAUCUUUUGCCAACUGCUACUCCUUCACGGUUUCAGUGGACCAAAGUGUCAAGUCAUGAGAUCGAAAGGGAAAAGCGAUGCGAAAGAAGAGAGGCGAAAUCGACAAUCACAUACUCAGUUGCAUCCUCAGAGAAAAGAGGUGAUCCACUGAAAACCAGCAAAGUAAAAAUUGAAAACGAGCAUCAAAAUGAAGAUUUGGCAGAGGUCGUUGCAGAUUUAAAACGCCAACUGUUACUUUCCAAGUUUGGUAUAGAAAGAUUUAAGAAUAGUGAUGAUGAUGAUAUUUUCAUUUAUGUGGGUUUUCCAAAUUACAAUACUCUAAUGGCAUUCUGGGAGUAUGUUAAACCCUGUGCAGAGUCUUUAAUUAGUUCGAAUUUUGCUCGAAGCAAAAGCGAAGAGAACUUUACUGCUAUAUUUCCAUAUCUACAUGAAGUAGACAAAGAAAGGGAAAGGAGCCAUAAUAUUGAUCCAAUAGAUAAACUAUGGAUGUUUUUGACCAGAAUUAGAUUAGGUUUAUUUGAAAGGAAUCUGGCACACAGGUAUGGCGUUUCUGUAGCUACAGUUUCUGAUAUUUUAGUGACACGGGUAAACUAGCUGUACAUCAUACUGGGAAGCCGGCCAAUAUGGGUUUCCAAGGAUAAGAUCAAGAAGUAUCUGCCUGAGGGAUUUAAAGGCCAGUAUCAAGAUAUCCGAGGUAUUCUUGACUGCACAGAGAUUAAGUGUGACAUGCCAAACGACUAUCAAACACGUUCUGAAAUGUACUCUGAUUACAAAUCCCACAAUACAUAUAAAGGCUUUAUUUGCAUCACCCCAACUGUUGGGUGACUUUUGUCAGCCACCUGUAUCCUGGCCGCAUAAGUGACAGAGAAGUUGUGGAAAAGAGUGACUUCUGUAGUCUUGUGGAGGCUGGGGAUAAAUACCUUGCUGACAAAGGACUUGAUGUACACGAUCUCAUGGCCUUGAAGGGUGCAAGUUUGUAUAUUCUGCCCAAAAGACAGUCAGUGCAGGAUCAAUUCACAAAGGACGAAUGCUUUGAGACUAUGAGCAUUGCUAAUGUGAGGAUCCACAUGGAAAGAUCAAUCAAACGGGUGAAGGCAUGGCUCAUAUUUGAUCAAGUAGUACCAUUGUCUAUGCAUGGGUGCAUAAAUCAGUUGUGGACUGUCGUAUCAUUAAUUGUCAAUCUUCAAAACCCUAUUCUUUCAGUCUAAUUUUGACAUUUUAAAGGUUACUGAGUUUAUUUGAGGUCAGUUCAUGUGAACUAAAUUCAUUGUACAAGAACAUUUCUUCAAUGUUAAUAAGUCUUAGGUCCAUUUAACAAGAAAAAAUCCGGAGCAUGGUUGAAAUAAAAUGAGUUCAAUUUAGGAAUCAUAGUUUUGGACCACAAGUCUUUGUCAAGAAACACUCGUUGUUUGAAUAAGUCUCCUAUGCCUGAAUGUGUCACAAAGUCAAUCCAUGAGAGCACAGAAAGGCCCAACUGACCCUUAAGUUAAUAAUAGUAUGAAUGGUCAGUGUUCAGAAUAAUUUGCCCAUCUUUUGAAACCAAAAAAAAAUGGUUUGCUGUAAAAGAUGGGUGACCAACAGUUUGAGCUAUUGAGAGACCCAUGGAUCCUGCCUUUGGGUUAGUUUUUAUCUCUACUCCUCCAAACUUAUCAUUUG
This is a messenger RNA of Orbicella faveolata, 3402 nucleotides long. RefSeq lists its product as uncharacterized. NCBI's taxonomy places the organism in Eukaryota, Metazoa, Cnidaria, Anthozoa, Scleractinia, Merulinidae. The record is from RefSeq and is a predicted model, not a curated record.